CCAAUCUUCCUAGGCAUGUUGAGUCAAGUCAUCUGUAUUAUUAUUAUAUCACUGUUCCAGAAAAUGUGUUUCACAACAUGUGCAUUAUGAGAACAAUGUACCAGGUGUCAUUAUGUCAUCAUACACUUAUGACAAAUGAUGAAUAACAUGUUGCUAUUACCAAAGCAGGUCUUACUUACUUUAUAUAGUUUGGCAUAUUGAAACCUCCUAUAUCUGUUUUGUUUAAACAGUGUUAUUAUAAAUACGUUCAGGAAAAAUACAAUUGUAAAUCUAUUUACUAAGAUUUUUUUUAAUCUUCCAAUGCAUCGAACUGGUGUAUGCAGCAAAUGUAAUUUUAUAUAAAUUCUUACAGGUCUAUGGAGCACAGACCCUGAGUAAAAAGAGUUUUCCAUAUGAGAGAAAUUAUGCUCCCAUGAGCUCCUGGCAUUUCUGUGUAAAUGCCCCUGAAAUUAUGUUUAUGCCAUUUCGGCUUUAACAGUUGGCAGUGUCAACAAACUGUUAGGAUGGAAGAGAGGUGAUGUGCAAAUGCUGAUUAUUUCCUGUAACAUCACUGGGUGUAACAACUAUUCCUAAAUAGUUGUUCUGCGUAGCCUAUCCCAAAUUUUUAUAGGUAAACAUGCAACAUAAUAUGAAAUGAGAAUAGCAAUAUGUUUGAAGCCUGCUUUAUGUUUGAAGCCUGCUUAAUAGUAAAGAUGUCGCACCCUAGAAGUAGGGAUGUGCUGCCCCCUAUCAGUAGUGACAUGCCCCGCCUGUCAGCGUCUCCAGGCAGUGUAGAGGAGCUGGGGUCUGGAGGAGCACCAGCAGGCAGCACAGAGCUCAGCGCUCCCGCGUUCGUCCAACCCUUGCUAGAGCUGCUCCCCAGGCAGUGGAGGUGAUGAUGGCGGCGGCUGUAGAGCGAGGUGGUGUCCGGGCCGCUUUCCUGAACCCGAGCAGCGGUGGCGGUGGUGGACCAGCACCGACAACCCUCCCGACCGGACCGUUAACCGGAGCUGUGGUCCUGAGCUCGGGCUCGGGCUCCGGGAGCAUGCCUGUACCCAUGAACCUCUUUGCGACCUGGGAGAUAGACCGAUCAUCGCCAAGCUGCGUGCCGAGGCUCUGCAGCCUCACACUGAAAAAGCUGGUUGUCCUCAAAGAAUUGGAUAAAGAGCUCAGCUCCCUGUCUAUAGCUGUCAAAAUACAGGGUUCUAAGCGCCUUCUGAGGUCAAAUGAGUACGUCCUCCCACCCAGUGGACUGAUGGAGACAGAUCUGGAGCUCACAUUCUCACUACAGUAUCCCCAUUUUCUGAAGAGGGAUGCCAACAGACUGCAGAUUAUGUUGCAGAGGAGGAAACGCUACAAGAAUCGAACCAUCCUGGGCUACAAGACUUUGGCUGUGGGAGUUAUCAAUAUGGCUGAGGUGAUGCAACACCCGACAGACGGAGGACAGAUUCUAGGUCUCCAUAGCAACGUGAAGGAGGCGCCAGUGCGUGUGGCGGAGAUCAGCGUGUAUUCUCUGUCCAGCCAACCAAUCGACCAUGAGGACGGCAGUGGCCAGGCUGGCCGCAAGACCAAAACCUCAGACCGCUCCCCAGACAUGGAUAAUUACUCUGAGGAGGACGAUGACAGCUACUCGUCAGAGCAGGAAGCCAGUGAUGAUGCAGUUCAGGGCCAGGAUCUUUACGAUGAAGAUGAUGAAGUCAGGAAGCCAAAGAAAGCCCGGAGGAAAAUGAUCCGAACCACCUCCAUGACCAGACAACCAAACUUUAAGCAGAAGUUUGUGGCCUUGCUGAAGAGGUUCAAGGUGACAGAUGAGGUGCUGGACUCUGACCCAGUAGAUCAGACCCGGGAGGUGGAGGAGGAUCUGGACUUACUCUACGACAGUCUGGAAGUAUACAACCAGAGCGACAGUGGGCCAGAGAUGGAGGACAAUGAAAGCGUUCUGAGCACACCCAAGCCCAAACUCAAGCCGUUUUUUGAAGGGAUGUCUCACUCCAGCUCCCAGACAGAAAUUGGAAGCAUACACAGCCAAAAAAGCCAGCAGAGAGAGCUGUCAUGUCCUACUGGAGACUUUCUGACCGUGGACAGAUGUAAAGUGCAAAGGGCCCGGUAUCAAGAUGACAGCCUCACAGACACAAUAGUUGGGGAACCAGAGACUGAUGACAGUGGGCCGGGGCCAGGAGAGGUGAGCAGCUGGGAUGUCAGCACUGAACGGAUAACCAGCACUGUUGCCAAACUUUGUAAGACGGAGUCCCAGAACCACAUGUCUCCCAGUAAAAUGGAGAACAAGCUGCAGAGGCAUCCUCGCAGCACCUCCAUGAAAGACAGACAGAACUCCAAGGCACAAAGUGACAGGACCAGCAGCAUGGAGAGCGAGUGCUCCCCAGACUCGCGCCUCAUAGCACAGGUUCCCAGGAAGUCUGUGUAUGACCAGCUGAACCAGAUCCUCAUCUCUGACGAACGCCUCCCAGAGAGCAUCAUCCUCAUCAACACUACAGAGUGGCAAGGACAGUAUGUAGCCGAGUUGCUCCAUGAACAGGGCCAGCCCAUUGUGUCCACCUGCUCUGCUGCUGAUGUUCAGGCUGCCUUCAACACCAUCGUUACUCGCAUCCAGAGAUUCUGUAACUGUAACGCACAGACACCACCGACGAUGAAGGUGGCAGUGGCAGGUGAUCAGAGUUACCUCAGCACCAUCCUGAGGUUCUUUGUGGAGCAGCUGGCCAACAAAACACCUGACUGGCUCAGUUACAUCCGCUUCCUGGUGAUCCCCAUAGGUUCUCAUCCCCUGGCCAAGUAUGUGGCCUCCUUUGACAGCAGGUUUAACAGCAUCUUUAUGGACACUGCAUGGAGGGAGCUGUUCUGCAGGACGGAACGGCCCGCCUCAGAUAACAUAGAUGUAGCAGGACGAGUCAUUCAGUAUCUGGCCGGUGCCAACGUGUCCCACCAGUUCCCCAUCUCAGAAGCCAUGCUCACCUACAAACAGAAGAGCCCUGACGAGGACUCCUGUCAGAAAUUUGUGCCAUUUAUUGGGGUGGUAAAAGUUGGAAUUGUGGAGCAAAGCCUCUCAACCUCAGUGGAUUCAGAUGAUGCAAUGGGGGGCAACACAAGUAUCCUGUCCUCCCCAACACCUCCAUCGGCUGGUCCGUAUGGGAAGGAGAUCGGGGGCACCCCCCCACAGUCUCCCUCUGUGUCCACCACCCUGUCUGGAGCUGGCUCUCCGUGUUCAGGCAGUGAGGUGAUGGGGCUCCAGGUGGACUACUGGACCUGGCAAGGCCCAGAGAAGAAGAAAGAGGGAGAGAAAAGAGAUGUGGGAUUGAAGAACACCUUGAAGAGUAACUUCCGUUCACUGCAAGUCAGCCGCCUCCCCUGUGGAGGGGAACUCACCCCUCCACCCAGCAUGGCCAUGACUGUGGUCACCAAGGAGAAGAACAAGAAAGUGAUUUUUCUCAGCAAGAAGCCCAAGGAGAAAGAGCUGGACUCUAAGAGCCAAGUGAUUGAUGGCAUCAGCAGGUUGAUCUGCACAGCCAAGCACCAGCACACGAUGCUAAGAGUCACUAUUGACGGAGUGGAGUGGAACGAUGUCAAGUUUUUCCAGCUCGCUGCUCAGUGGCCAACUCAUGUCAAGCACUUCCCGGUGGGAAUCUUUGGCUACUCUAAGCCUGUGUGACCCCGGCCUCCAUCCACUCACCCACCACCAGACUCUCUGCUGCACUUGUCUCAUCGUGAGGCUUCAGAGAAUUAGAGGACAAGCCAACGGGCCCCAGGCAGUAACAGUUUUCCUGUGGAAAUCUUACUGGCUCACAAACCAUGUGUUCCAACACACAAACUUCAUUUUCAAUUUGAUGUUUUUGAUGUUGUUGGGUGUUGUCAUUUUUUCUUUUCUUCCUUUUUUUUUUACACACUACAGAAAGAACAGUUACUAUUUUGUAAGAUUUGUGCUACCGCCUCGGGAGGUAUUUUGAGGUUUUUGACAAUUUGCCACAUUUCAAUAAUGGCAGCUGUGUUUGCACUUUGUUAACAUUUUAUUAUUUCUGUGAAAUCCUACAUUUAUUGUUACUCUAUAGACAAUGGAGGAGUGUGGUGGUGAUGUGCAGUGGUGUGUGUGAGAUUGUUUGUGUUUGUUAUUGACAGUUGGAGUAUUGCUGUGAAUCUAGAUGGAAUCCUUCUCCUCUAACUCAGUGCUCGGUUUUCUUACUCGUCCCUUUACUUUCUCAAAAAGGUCAAUUUUUAUAGAAAGGAACAUAAAGAUCUUUUUUGCCUCGUUGCUUUUAAGCAUGUACAUUCAGACUGUACAGUAACAUCCGGUUAGAAGCAAGACAUGAUAUACAAAACAACAGAUUUCAACUCCUAAGGCCAAAUGUAAUUGUUACUGUAUGAACUGUCUGAUUUGUUUUCACAGUCUCCCAGCUGCAGUUUCCACCAGUGUUGUAAUUGGACCUUCUUGGAGUACUUCCAGGUUGUAACAGCAUUUAUUUGGUAGAUAUGGCCACCCUGCUGUCAGCUUGAUGCAUUUCCUGAGUCUCACACAGACCUGCAGUAGCUUAGGAAAUACUGAAUAGCUUCAGAUGUGCAUUGAUGUGCCAAAGUCAAGUUUGUUUUACAGUCUAACCUCCAGAGCUCUUGGCUUGGCCAAACUUCAUUAUAUGUUAAACUGAAAUCUACUGUAGUAUCCUACAUGUGAUGUACUUGUGGUGGUCCCUGUGGCGAUCAGUAUUAAGUUUACGGAGUUUAUUUACAGAUGAAUACUCCACGUUUGGCCAAGUGUAAACACACAGUGCAUUUAAAAGAUGUGUGCACAUCCUAACCAAGCAUUUAUCAAUGUCCUUUAAAACAGCUCCACUGUGGCUUGCUGUGUAAGUAGUACCUAACUGACAACACACUGAUUAGUGGGGCAUUCAUUCAGUGUUGUGUUAACAGUAAAAUUUCUAGGAUGAAUGCGUUGAUCUGACUAGAAACAUGUCGACAGUAGUGUCGAGCACAAUACAAGUAUUGAAUUGCUUUUAAAAUAUGAUGAAAAGUAUACUGCCAGGUGUCCAAGUCACUACCUAUGCCUGUCUGUGUAGGUGGGCUAUAUGCUUGAUGGUAAUCUAUGAAUAGUGUUUUGCAAUAGGAAACAUUUGGACAAAGGGCUUUCUGUAUGAGCUGGUUGUUGCUUUAUAUAAAGUGAAGACUUACAAGCUUGAUAGGUGGCUUUUUUUUUUUAAGCAUUGUAUAUAAAUAUAUACAGGAUGUACUGUUGUGAAUUGCAAAAUCCCCCUUACACUAAAUUGAAAGCACAAAUAGCUUACCAUUAUUUCUUGACAUAAAUGCCAAAUACAUUUACAGAACUCAUAACUAUGAAGUAGUCGACAAUGCAAACACUAUUAGGGAUCUUACUGCUACAUUUCCCUCACUUCGUAAUGCACUUUCAUGUGGUUUUAUACACAUUUGAGAUCAAACUGGGACAGUUUGGUUUUGAAGUGUAUUUGAAAUGUAACCCACUACCUACAGUCAAGAGAAUGCUGUUUUUUUUUUCUCUCCUCAAAAUUACCCUUUUUUCAUAAGGAUGUUUUGUUUAUGCCGAUGCAUUCAAGCGCCUUCU
Molecule: messenger RNA, 5557 nt
Organism: Monopterus albus (swamp eel)
Lineage: Eukaryota; Metazoa; Chordata; Actinopteri; Synbranchiformes; Synbranchidae
Product: phosphofurin acidic cluster sorting protein 2
Exons: 25
Coding region: 875-3643 (922 amino acids)
Biological process (GO): protein localization to plasma membrane
Molecular function (GO): transmembrane transporter binding
Source: RefSeq, a predicted model, not a curated record